GUGGUGGAUGAGCAGUCCCCUCGAGCCCCGGCGGCCUUGGGCCGCCGCCGCCCGCCGACCCUCGUCGUGGCCCGCGCGGGGGGGGCCAUGGCAGACGAGGAUGACCCGGGCGCGCCGGAGGGCGAGCCAGAGGAGGCCCCAGAGCGGUCGAGGGGCGCCCGGGCCCGCGUGCGCACCGCCAUGGCGGACGGGCCCCCGCCGCCGGAGGCGCCGGGAGGCCCCGGAGAGGCGCCGGGUGGCCUCGAGGAGGCCUCGGAGGAGUCGGACGGAGAGGCCGAGGUGGCCCCUGGGGCGGUCUCGCAGCACAGCAUCGCCAGGGCGAAGUCUCGGGAGACGAUCUCGCAGCAGAGCUUCCUGCACAAGCCCACGUGCGCCAUCAAAUCCCGCCAGGAUCUCAAUGGCAUCACGUGGUACGAGGUGCAGGUGACGGAAGGCAGCGAAGAGAGGUCGUACCUCAAGCGAUACUCCGACUUCCGGCGGCUGCACGAGCAGCUCCUCGCGGACAAGGCGAAAGUGCAGGAGAUGCCGCAGCUGCCCACCAAAGGCGUGCUCGGCGUCAGGCACAAGCUCAACCUUGGGAACUUCAACGACAAGCGCCAGGAGGACCUCCAGGAGUACCUCAGGAAACUCCUGGCGCAGCUGCGGUCCGUGGCGGAGGAGUCGGCGCUGGACGCCUUCUUCGCUAGGGAGACCGCCAAGCACAUCGCGUUCCCGCUGGCCGACGGCGACAGGGCGCGCGAGCACUCCGUCCUCGAGCACGCCCUUGGAUCCGGCGUCGGGAGCGCUGGCGCGCACGUGCUGCGUACGGCCACGGACGUGGAGGGUGCAGCGAAGCCGGCCUUCGGCGAGAAGGACCAGGCGGGCGAGGGCGGGGAGGCCGCCGACAUCCUGGAGGGCCUCGCAGCGGCUGGCGUCGGCGUGGUCUGCAGGAAGGGCCAGAAGCCGGGGCACACCAACCAGGAUAGCUUCUGCAUCUUGCACAAGGUCGACAUGUUCAGCACAUUCGGGGUUUUCGACGGGCAUGGCCCCUUCGGCCACGACGUCUCGAACUUCGCCGCGCCCUGUGUCAUGAAGCUCUUCGCGGGGCACGCGGCUCGUGACACCGAACCUGAAGAGGCCCUGCGGUUCGCGUUCAUCGAGACGCAGAACAUGCUGGAGGAGCUGUCUCAAGCAGGCGAGAUCAACGCCUCGCUUAGCGGCUGCACCGGCACGCUGAUCUCCGUCGCGGCGGACAGGAAGUCGGUCCAUGCCGCCCACGUGGGCGAUUCGCGGGCAGUGCUGUGCAGGAGCCGCAGCGACGGCACCAGGGGCGGCGUGGCGGUCGACCUGACGGAGGACCACAAGGUGAACCUCCCGAAGGAGCAGAGCCGCAUCGAGGCCGCUGGCGGAGUGGUGAAGUUCGACGGGCAGAUCAACCAUCGCGUCUGGAACGCCGACGGCCGCGGGGGGCUCUGCGUGUCGCGCGUCCUAGGGGACACGGUGAUGCACGGGUCCGGCGUCAUCGCUGUCCCAGAGAUCCGCCGGGUGGACCUCAACCUGGAGGGACACGGGUACGGUCGCGGCAGGGACCUGUUCGUGCUGCUGUGCAGCGACGGCGUGUGGGAGUUCAUGACCAGCCAGGAGGCGUGCGACCUGGUCUUGAGCUACGGCCGGGACGACGUGCAGGGUGCCAUCGCGGAGCUGGCGCGGCGCAGCCGCGACCUGUGGCUGCAGGACGACCCCUGCUACGUCGACGACAUCACCGCCGUGGUGGCCUGGCUCUGA
Molecule: messenger RNA, 1764 nt
Organism: Prorocentrum cordatum
Lineage: Eukaryota; Dinophyceae; Prorocentrales; Prorocentraceae
Source: the annotation of a GenBank genome assembly